CAGCAUCUGAUUGGACUUACGCACAUGUGUCUGUCAUUUAACCAUCAGGGAGGAGAGAGAAGCCCUGUCUCUCUGCUCCAACUCUCAUCUGCACACAGCUGGAGCUCCUGUCCCCUCGCGCACCAGCGAGCCGCGCGCUUUACCUGCAAACUGCACUUUCUCCAACCCAGACUGCCUCCCAGGAUGUACCGAGCUUUACUAUUCGCGGUCCUGGUUCUGGUGCUGGAACCUCGGUUCACCCAAUCCAGCUGUCAGGAUGAGGAAACGCACAGAGCAGUCUCAGAUGAGGAUCCCAGUUUUCGUCUCUCGUCGCGGAACUUCCCCAAGCGGUAUAACGACAUCGACUACGACAGUUUUGUGGGUUUAAUGGGGCGGAGGAAUGCAGAUGCUGAUGAUGUGCCGUCUCCACGCAAACGAGAAAUGCACGACAUCUUCGUGGGGCUGAUGGGGCGGCGGAGCAGCGAUGCUGAUACUGGGCGUCCGUGGAGGAGAGAGCUGCCAGAGACCAGAGGCUUAUUCUUUAACAAGUGCAGACUGAGAUUUCGUCGUGGGUUAUAGACCGAGCCGCUCCUCCACGCCCCUUUGGACCAUCUGUACCGUUUUCUCACAAGAUGAAUCCUUUUCAUGCCUCACUUUGGUGCAGAAAAAGAGCAAAAGAGUUUAAUUAAAGCAAUUAUUUAACUGAGAUUUAUCCAAUUUAUUCAAAGAUGAUUUUUGAUUUACGUUUACCUGCAACUACCAAUGAUAUAGAUUGUAUAUACCAGUAGACAGACGUCUCCAGAUACAUUCUCUGUAUUUGAGUAUAUUUGUUUACCAGUUAUUUUUGCUUUCUAAUGUAAAAAAACAUGAUUUUUUUGUAAAUAAAGACAUUAUUUAAUUGA
Messenger RNA from Astyanax mexicanus (Mexican tetra), 881 nucleotides. RefSeq names its product tachykinin precursor 3a (gene tac3a). Lineage: Eukaryota; Metazoa; Chordata; Actinopteri; Characiformes; Acestrorhamphidae. Bases 25 to 558 code for a protein of 177 amino acids. The transcript has 7 exons. The record is from RefSeq and is a predicted model, not a curated record. Gene Ontology annotation, biological process: positive regulation of blood pressure; tachykinin receptor signaling pathway.